UACGCAAAUGCUGAGGAUUCAGCUUCAGCGGUAUCCUCAAUCCUGUGGGUUGCUUAUCCUGUCAUCUAUCAUUUCAUUUGCAUGGUCUCCUCACCUCACUUUCAUCUUCGAAGGCUCUCAUUCAAUUUGUUGACCUCCCUUGGCAUGUGAUCAUCAGCAUUACUGGGGGUCUCUUCUUUCACACCCGCUCUUCGAUCCUGUAUAUCUCUCCUGCGUCUUUAAUUUCGUCAACAAUCGCUCUCUUCUCUUCUCAUGCUCCGUGUUUGAGGACACUACUUUCGUUAAAGAGAGCCUCCCUACUCAUUCUUCAUCCAUACCUUCAACCUUGCAUGGCCAUCUUUUCUUCAAGUCUGACUUGACUACCAAGCGGUUUGAACCAUUUUCUUACAGGAAGGACAUCCAUUUGAAGAAACAAUGCCAUUCCCUCAACAUUACGUCGACUCUCGGCCGCGAUACUCUUGGGUACCAAAUAUAGGCUGGGUCCCUGCAAGACCUCAACCUCGUCGGCAUCACGACAUUUAUCGACCACGAUAUUCGCACGAAGCUGCUCUCAAUGGAAACACACGAGGGUCUGACCGUCAUCGAAAUAGGCCUCACCAGCCUCCAACCCCAGGGCGGGAAGAGCUAGAAACAGGGCCCACUACGAGAAAUCAGGAGCUCUCAUGCCAGACCACUCAAAUGGAGACUGCUGCAGCAUCUGUGCCAGUCAAUCCAGAAUCCGAAAGUGGAGAAGGUAGACCUUGCUCCCUUCUCGCAGACCAGCAGCUAGAGCCGAAUAUUGCUGAGACCACCCCCAAAAGAGAGGGAUCUAACAACACCAACCAAGAUGAAAGUGUGUCUAUCAGUGAGACAAGCACCCAAACAUCGCUCAUUCUUGAAGAAGGCUCACCAACCAGAGUUUCUGGUGAUACUGGCCAUGCCACUGGAGCCGUUGACUCCCAAUCGCAGUCGACACCUCCUCGAUCGCCGAGCCCACGUGCCCUGGCUGGCCGACCUGAACCUGUGUGUGUUUGUCCAAUUUCUGACAAGUGCGCUGCCAAAGAUGACGCACUAAUCGACUGUCGGCAUUUGGUAUUAGAAUGGAAGAAAUGGGAGACCCGCGCAAAAGAAAAGCCCCCUGUGCUACCUCUGGAUCGAGACCCAGCCAAUGAAGCAUUCGUUACACUAGAUGAAGCCAUUGUCAUAAUCAGACUUUUGGAUCAAGUUGAGAUCAGACCUAGGCUCCAGAUGAGUAUUCAAUAUGUUUUCGACAAGAUUCGAGACUGGAAUCGGAAAAUGUUGCACAAUUCCAUCUCCAAGGAAGUCCUAGAUGAAGGCGGCAUCAUGCAACGCUUGAAGGGCUUCCUUGGUGCGCAUAACGCGGCCAUGCGACAAGCGAAAAAGGUCCCUUUCGAUAUCAUCGAAGAUCUCACUUAUCUCCAUUGUAAAUGGGAUCGCGGCGACCUCAGUGUACUCCCUCGUAGAGGCCUGAUCCGUUCCGCGGGAGGUGGGCCCUCUGCAGUCGAUCCUAAAUGGCCCUACGCGCGAUCAGCCAAUUUCUAUGGUCAUGGCCAUCUCGUUAAUGGUCAGACUUGGAUCUCUCGAGCGGCCAUGGUGCGAGAUGGUGCUCAUUCGGCCCUACAAGCGGGCAUUUGCGGAACAGUAAAGGACGGAGCCCGCAGUAUUGUCAUGGGAUUCUAUAUCGAAACCACAAAGGAAGGUUACGCAGAUCGAGACUUUGGUGAAACAAUUGAGUACAUCGGAACUGCGCUGAAAAGAAAGAUUGAUGAUGUGGAACCCACCAACAUCAAAGACUUAUCCAAGCAUCGUUCAUCUCGCAAGACCAAAAACACUGCUGGUGAUGGUCCAACAAAUGCCACAGAGUGUCUAAUGACAAGUUAUCGAAAUGGAAAGCCAGUCAGAUUAUUCCGCUCGUGGAUGCUACCCAGAGUCAACUCCUUGAGGCCGCUGAAAGGCUUUCGCUACGAUGGUCUCUAUGAGGUCAAGAAGUAUGAGCUCCUCAAGAAGGAGAGGCAGAUCUACAAGUUUGUAAUGACCAGGAUGAGGGAGGGUCAAGGUCCGCUAAGGGAAGUUAUGCCUCCUUUUGAACCACCGCAGAAGAAGAAGCGGAAGGCAGGAGAUGAAUUGGGAGCUUCCUCAGGAUCUCGCCGAGGCCCUCGACAAAAACGCAAAUAAAUAGGCCGAGAAAAGCCAUCCUUAUGGGCGAAGGAGAGGAUGUUUCAUCGACGCGACAUUUUGAGUUGACUGGAGCUGGCAUCUUGUUCUGAGAAAGCACGAAGAGAAGGUGAAGACAGAUGCUGUUGUCGGAAGCUGAAACCAGGGACGUUUUAGAGCUAUCAAAGACGAGGGAAGGGGUAAACGACACCGAGCAAACGAAACACGUGAUGAGCAGUGCUAGGUCGAACAAUGUCGUUGAAGAAAUCAGAGCUGGUGACUUUUGGUAGAGCGCUGAGCGGAUGGAAUAUGCGAUGCAAGGUUUUCGAGCAGUGGC
Molecule: messenger RNA, 2491 nt
Organism: Exophiala oligosperma
Lineage: Eukaryota; Fungi; Ascomycota; Eurotiomycetes; Chaetothyriales; Herpotrichiellaceae
Exons: 2
Coding region: 415-2175 (586 amino acids)
Biological process (GO): protein ubiquitination; negative regulation of gene expression via chromosomal CpG island methylation
Molecular function (GO): ubiquitin protein ligase activity
Source: RefSeq, a predicted model, not a curated record